GGAAAAUAAUCUUUGGGUUGUUAUUUUUAUUAUUUGUUGUGUGUUUCAUAAUUCGUGUUUUAUUGAUUUUUAAGGAUAGUAUUGGUCUUUCAAGUCACUAAUAGGCAGGGGAAGCUGGGCGUGAUGGCCAGCCCGUCGCCCCAGUCGUCGCCCAUGCCCCCCCCGCAGACGCCCUCGCCCAUGGGCCCGCCGCAGCAGUCGCCCAGCCCCAUGCCGUCCCCGUCGGGCAUGCCGCCGCCCCCGCACCCCCAGCAGCUCCACCCGCACAGCCCCACGGGGUACGGCCAGGGCCCCCCGCCCCAGCCGGCCGCGCAGACCUUCCAGCAGCACAUGGCUCACAUGCAGGGCGGGCCCCAGGACAACCUGAACGCCUUGCAGCGGGCCAUCGACUCGAUGGAGGAGAAGGGCCUGCAGGAGGACCCUCGCUACUCGCAGCUGCUGGCCCUGAAGGCCCGCCAGGGCGCCAUGGAGCCUCCCCGACCCAUGCAGGGCUUCAUGGGCCAGGUGGAGCAGCAGCCCAAGCACUCGUCGUUCAGCCCGCUGCAGCUGCAGCAGCUGCGCAUGCAGAUCAUGGCGUACCGCGUGCUGGCGCGCAACCAGCCGCUCAACCCGCAGCUGGCCGUGGCCGUGCAGGGCAAGAGGAUGGACGCGCUGCCGCCCGCGCAGUGCACCACGCCGCCCUUCCAGCCGCAGCCCCCGCCCCAGCCCCAGCCCCAGCCACCGCCGCAGCAGCAGCAGCAGCCACCGCCGCAGCCACAACCACCGCCCCAGCAGCAACCAUCGCCCCAGCAGCAGCAACAGCAGCAGCAGCAGCAACGAGCUCUGCCGCAGCCAGACACAGGUGGCAGCGCCCCGCCCGGCAUGAUGCAGCACCCCAUGAGGCCCCCGGGACCGCCCGGCGGGCAGCCGCCCACCCAGUCCCCGAUGACGGCGCAGAUGGCGCCGCCCACGGGACCGGCUCCUCCCCCCCAGCAGCAGCAGCAGGCGCCGCCGGGACCCCCUCCGCCGGCCCAGGGUCCCCCCCUGCCGCAGCAUCAGCCCCCUCCGCCGCAGCCCCCGCUCGUACUGCAGCCGUCGCCGCCCAUGAUGCGCAUGCCGCAGAUGCCCCCGCAGAUGCCCCCGCAGAUGCCCCCCCAGAUGCCCCCGCAGCAGCAGCAGCAGGUGCCGGACGCCAUGAUGCCCCAGCAGGCCCCCCCGCCGCCCCCGCCGCCGCCGCAGCGACCCCCCGCCCCCGUGCAGCAGCCCUUCACGCCGCAGCAGAAGCAGAACAAGCUGACCACGCUGAGCCGGCCCGUGGGCAUCGACCCGCUGCUCAUCCUGCAGGAGCGGGAGAACAGGGUUGCCUCGCGUAUCGCCAUGCGUAUCGAGGAGCUGACCAACCUGGCCACCACUCUUCCCGAAGACCUGAAGAUCAAGGCCAUGAUAGAACUGCGUGCUCUGAGAGUGCUGAACUUCCAGCGGCAACUUCGUGGCGAGAUCCUGAUGUACACGCGGCGCGACACGACGCUGGAGACGGCGGCGUACGUGAAGGCGUACAAGCGCACCAAGCGGCAGGGCCUGAGGGAGGCGCGCGCCACGGAGAAGCUCGAGAAGCAGCAGAAGCUGGAGGCCGAGAGGAAGCGGCGACAGAAGCACCAGGAGUUCCUGAUCUCGGUACUGCAGCACGGCAAGGACUUCAAGGAGUACCACCGCAACAACGUGGCGCGAGUGACGCGCCUCAACAAGGCCGUGCUCAACUACCACGCCAACGCGGAGCGCGAGCAGAAGAAGGAGCAGGAGCGCAUCGAGAAGGAGCGCAUGCGUCGCCUCAUGGCCGAGGACGAGGAGGGCUACAGGAAGCUGAUCGACCAGAAGAAGGACAAGAGGCUGGCGUUCCUGCUGUCGCAGACGGACGAGUACAUCGGCAACCUCACCGAGAUGGUGAAGCAGCACAAGAUGGAGCAGCGACGCAAGCAGCAGGAGAUGAAGCGCAAGAAGAAAAAGAAGAAAAAGAAGAAGAAGAAGCAGGAGAAAGUGGAGGGAGAGGAAGGAGCGGAGGGCGGGGAAGGCCAAGACGAAGAGUCCCAGUCCGCUGACGCCAAGGUCACCGUCAUUGAAGUCUCGACAGGCAAGAUGCUGAGCGGGGAGGAGGCCCCGGUGGCCAGCCAGCUGCCCGCCUGGCUGGAGGCGCACCCCGGCUGGGAGGCGCUGCCCCAGGACGAGGAGGACGAGGAGGAAGAGUACGACGAGGACGGCUCCGAGGAGGACUCGGAUGACGACGACGAGUACAACAGCAAGCCGGGCACGUCGAACGGGUCGGCGGCCUCCGACGAGGAGAAGGCCCGGGAGAUGAUCCAGAAGGCCAAGGUCGAGGACGACGAGUACAAAACGUCGACGGAGGAGCAGACCUACUACAGCAUUGCUCACACUAUCAAUGAAAUUGUCACGGAACAAGCUACCAUUCUCGUAAAUGGAAAUCUUAAAGAGUACCAAGUUAAGGGCCUGGAGUGGCUGGUGUCGCUGUUCAACAACAACCUGAACGGCAUCCUGGCGGACGAGAUGGGCCUGGGCAAGACCAUCCAGACCAUCGCGCUCAUCACCUACCUCAUGGAGAAGAAGAAGGUCAACGGCCCGUUCCUCAUCAUCGUGCCGCUGUCAACGCUGUCCAACUGGGUGCUGGAGUUCGACAAGUGGGCGCCGUCGGUGGUGGUGGUGGCGUACAAGGGCUCGCCCGCCAUGCGACGCCAGAUCCAGAGCCAGAUGCGCUCCACCAAGUUCAACGUGCUGCUGACCACCUACGAGUACGUCAUCAAGGACAAGAGCAUGCUGGCCAAGCUGCACUGGAAGUACAUGAUCAUCGACGAGGGCCACCGCAUGAAGAACCACCACUGCAAGCUGACGCAGGUGCUGAACACGCACUACAACGCCACGCACCGCCUGCUGCUCACCGGCACCCCGCUGCAGAACAAGCUGCCCGAGCUGUGGGCGCUGCUCAACUUCCUGCUGCCCUCCAUCUUCAAGUCCUGCAGCACCUUCGAGCAGUGGUUCAACGCCCCCUUCGCCACCACCGGCGAGAAGGUGGAGCUGAACGAGGAGGAGACGAUCCUGAUCAUCCGGCGCCUGCACAAGGUGCUGCGGCCCUUCCUGCUGCGGCGGCUCAAGAAGGAGGUGGAGUCCCAGCUGCCGGACAAAGUCGAGUACAUCGUCAAGUGCGACAUGUCCAGCCUGCAGAAGGUGCUCUACAAGCACAUGCAGAGCAAGGGCGUGCUGCUGACGGACGGCUCGGAGAAGGGCAAGCAGGGCAAGGGCGGGGCCAAGGCGCUCAUGAACACCAUCGUGCAGCUGCGCAAGCUGUGCAACCACCCCUUCAUGUUCCAGAACAUCGAGGAGAAGUACUGCGACCACAUCGGCAGCAACACCAGCGUCGUCACUGGGCCGGACCUGUUCCGGGCGUCGGGCAAGUUCGAGCUGCUGGACCGCAUCCUGCCCAAGCUGAAGGCCACCAACCACCGCGUGCUGCUCUUCUGCCAGAUGACCCAGCUCAUGACCAUCAUGGAGGACUACCUGGGCUGGCGCGGGUUCAGCUACAUGCGGCUGGACGGCACCACCAAGGCGGAGGACCGCGGCGACCUGCUCCGCCGCUUCAACAGCCCCGACUCGGACUACUUCCUGUUCCUGCUGAGCACGCGCGCCGGCGGCCUGGGCCUCAACCUGCAGGCCGCCGACACCGUCAUCAUCUUCGACUCCGACUGGAACCCGCACCAGGACCUGCAGGCCCAGGACCGGGCGCACCGCAUCGGCCAGCAGAACGAGGUGCGCGUGCUGCGCCUCAUGACCGUCAACUCGGUGGAGGAGCGCAUCCUGGCCGCGGCCCGCUACAAGCUCAACAUGGACGAGAAGGUGAUCCAGGCGGGCAUGUUCGACCAGAAGUCGACCGGCUCGGAGCGCCAGCAGUUCCUGCAGAGCAUCCUGCACCAGGACGACGCCGACGAGGAGGAGGAGAACGAGGUGCCGGACGACGACACGGUGAACCAGAUGAUCGCGCGCAACGAGGGCGAGCUGGAGCUGUUCACACGCAUGGACCUGGAGCGGCGGCGCGAGGAGGCCAAGCUGGGGCCCAACCGCAAGUCCCGCCUCAUCGAGGAGAAGGAGCUGCCCCACUGGCUGGUCAAGAACGAGGAGGAGGUUGAGCGAUGGACAUUCGAAGAAGAGGAGGAGUGCUAUUUGGGCCGUGGAUCUCGGCAGAGGAAGGAAGUUGACUAUAGCGACAGCCUCACAGAGAAAGAGUGGCUCAAGGCGAUUGACGAGGCGGGGGAGGACUUUGAAGAGGAGGAGGAGGAGGAGGAGAAGAAGAGCCGCAAGAAGACGCGCAAGCGGCGCAGGAAAGGCGACGACGACGAGGAAGGGGAGGAGGAAUCCACGCAGACCAAGAAGCGCAAGUCUGCGGCCGCGGCGACCAUCGACCCGCGCCUCAAGAAGAACAUGAAGAAGCUCAUGAACAUUGUCAUAAAGUACACAGACAGUGACGGGCGUGUGCUGAGCGAGCCUUUCAUGAAGCUCCCGUCUCGUCGAGAGCUGCCCGACUACUACGAGAUCAUCAAGAAACCCCUCGAGAUAAAGAAGAUUCUGCAGAGGAUAGAGGACGGCAAGUUCAGCAACUUCGACGAGCUGGAGAGGGACUUCAUGCAGCUGUGCAAGAACGCGCAGACGUACAACGAGGAGGCGUCGCUGAUCCACGAGGACUCCAUCGUGCUGCAGUCGGUGUUCACCAACGCCCGGCAGCGCCUGGAGCAGGAGGGCGAGUCGGACGACGAGGAGAAGCUGCGGCCCGAGAUGGCGGACGAGGAGAUGGUGUCGGAUGCGGACACGUCCGUGAAGAUGAAGAUCAAGCUGAAGGGCCGCAAGUCGGACAGCCGCGGCUCCGGCCGCAGGAAGCGCUCGUCCAGGAAGUACGUCAGCGACGAGGAGGAGGAGGAAGAGGCCAGCACCGCCAACUGAACGUCCCCCCUCCACUCUCGUUUCCUCCGCGUCUCACCCCACCCGACGGAUCCCCUUGUUCAUCUGUGUUUUGUGGCUGGUACGGUAGUUGGCAUGCUCGACGCCUGGGAUCGUUUAGUUUUCAUGAUAAAUACAGUUUAACCUUGCCACAGAAAAAUAUUUUUGUAUGAUAAUGAUUGUGUGCACGUUAGCUGCGAGAUCAUUUCCUUGGCCGAGCCAGACCGCAGCGUGCCUGUGCUCCGAGCAUUGUAGUGAUGUCGCGGUUAAAAGCAAAUAGUGUCGACAGGUUAGCGACCUAACCCCACUUUCGACCAUCUGGAAACUGUGGUGGGGUUCGACUGUAUUCACUGCUGUUGUGUUUCUUAAGAGGCGGGAAUUUACUCUUGUGAAGGCGAAGAUCAAGUUGAAAGGUCGUUGGUUGAACUGUCACCGGCGAGACCCAGGUUCUACUUUCUUGUUUUCUUAAUUUUGAUUUGUGUCUUGUCAAAAUACUUUUAGCAUGCGUGAAUGGCUGCACAAUUACUGGAGCACAUUUAAAUACAUUGAUGACAUUUUACUCAAGUUGAUAGCAACUAACAUUAAAUGUUCUAUGGAUGAUCCUAACAUAUUUAAAGCUUGAAAUUAUUUAAACAUGUAGAUGUUAGGUUGAAAUAAUCCUCUGAUAUUGUAGGUAAUGAAUUAUCAGUGCUGUUCAGUUACUUGGAAAAAGGUGUAUACUUCCAUGAGAAAUGUUUAUCUCUAUUCAUCAAUAUUAUAGAGUAAAUAUAAGAAGCGUCUAAAUCAUAUUCAUGUUGUGUUGACUAUGAUAAUCAUUUUGAAAUGUGGUUGUAAAAUCAUAAUCCGUGCGUGAGAUUGGUCAUUUUUGAGCACCUUCCAGAAGAGAAUUUAUUUAUGUAUUGUGUUAGUUUAUUGCACUUUGUGUUUCUGGAUUCCCCAAUGUGUCUUUGAGGCUUUUCUGUAAAAUACGUUUUUAUAUUUGGCUUGAAAAAUCCAGAUUUUAUGUUAAAUUGUAUGCUGUAAAUUAAACUGUAUAGUUUGUCAUAAGUGAUUUUGAUCAACAAAAUGAGAAUAUUCCUAUUAUGGUAAUGUUUAUUUGAUUACAUGUCUGCCACUUGCCAUCAUGAAAAGUAGUGGAAAUACUUUGGAACUAAGUGCAAGGACCUUCACACUGCAGCUGUCUCUGUACUCUAGAAAUGUUUACAAUAAAUAUACUUUUAAAUUUAAA
Molecule: messenger RNA, 6202 nt
Organism: Bacillus rossius redtenbacheri
Lineage: Eukaryota; Metazoa; Arthropoda; Insecta; Phasmatodea; Bacillidae
Gene: brm
Product: ATP-dependent helicase brm
Exons: 26
Coding region: 124-4977 (1617 amino acids)
Biological process (GO): positive regulation of transcription by RNA polymerase II
Cellular component (GO): nucleus
Molecular function (GO): transcription factor binding; DNA binding; ATP binding
Source: RefSeq, a predicted model, not a curated record